CAAUAUUAUUUAGAUGUCCGACGUCGGCGUUUCACUUACGUGUUAUGUUUAUAAUUUUAUUUAUUAAAAGUUUUAUACCGCUAACAUAAAAUGAAAUUCAAAUAUAUUUUCUUUUUGUGCUGGGUUACGGUAUACUGUGACGAACAUACUCAUACGUAUACAGAUGGAGAACAAGUAGUACUAUGGAUGAACACCGUAGGCCCAUAUCACAAUCGUCAAGAGACUUACGCAUAUUUUUCUUUGCCGUUUUGUGCCGGCACCAAAGUCACCAUUGGCCACUACCAUGAGACCUUAUCCGAAGCGUUACAGGGUGUUGAAUUGGAAUUCAGUGGUUUGGAUAUAACUUAUAAGGACAAUGUACCAGCUCAGGAAUUUUGUGCCAUAGAAUUAAAUGAUCAAUCCUACAAAGCUCUCGUGUAUGCUGUGAAGAAUCAUUAUUGGUAUCAGAUGUACAUAGAUGAUUUACCAAUUUGGGGUAUUGUAGGUGAAAUAGACGGCGAUCACCACUAUAUUUGGACUCACAAGAAGUUUGACAUUGGGUACAAUGGUAAUAGGAUUGUCGAAGUCAAUCUCACUGCCGAAAAUAAAGAGCGACUCACUCCUAAUGCCAAGAUUGCAUUUACCUAUGAAGUGAAUUGGAAGAAGAGCAACAUUCGGUUUGAGGAUCGUUUUGACAAAUACUUGGAUCCAAACUUCUUCCAACACAGGAUACAUUGGUUUAGUAUAUUUAACAGCUUUAUGAUGGUAAUAUUUUUAGUUGGUCUAGUUUCUAUGAUUCUCAUGAGAACUUUACGUAAGGACUAUGCAAGAUAUUCAAAAGAUGAUGAUUUGGAUGACUUGGAAAAGGAUUUAGGUGAUGAAUAUGGUUGGAAGCAGGUGCAUGGUGAUGUUUUUAGACCUGUUCCACAUUUGGCUAUGUUUUCUGCCCUUGUAGGUGCUGGUUACCAACUUACAGUGGUCACUCUAGCUGUUAUCAUUUUCACUAUUUUUGGAGAGCUGUACACAGAAAGAGGUUCUUUACUUUCUACUGCCAUUUUUAUUUAUGCUGCUACUUCACCUGUGAAUGGUUACUUUGGUGGUUCUUUGUAUGCAAGAAUGGGUGGAAAACUAUGGAUAAAACAAAUGUUACUCUCAGCUUUCCUCCUACCAGUACUUGUUUGUGGGACAGCAUUCUUUAUUAAUUUCAUUGCAAUGUACUAUCAUGCAUCUCGAGCAAUUCCGUUUGGCAGUAUGAUUGCUGUUAUGUCAAUUUGUACAUUUAUUAUCUUACCCCUAACUUUAGUGGGUACAGUUCUUGGAAGGAAUUUAGCAGGACAGCCUGAUUAUCCUUGCCGUAUCAAUGCUGUCCCUAGACCCAUUCCCGAAAAGAAGUGGUUUAUGGAGCCAUUUAUCAUCAUUAUUAUGGGAGGUGUUCUGCCUUUUGGAUCUAUAUUUAUUGAAAUGUACUUUAUCUUUACAUCAUUCUGGGCUUACAAAAUUUACUAUGUCUAUGGAUUUAUGCUGCUAGUGUUCCUGAUCCUCAUGAUUGUAACAAUCUGUGUGACUAUAGUUUGCACAUACUUCUUGCUGAAUGCAGAGGAUUACCGCUGGCAAUGGACCAGCUUCCUGUCUGCUGGUAGCACUGCGCUGUAUGUUUAUUUAUAUUCAUUCUAUUACUUCUUGUUCAAGACUAAGAUGUAUGGACUGUUCCAAACAACAUUUUACUUUGGCUACAUGGCUCUGUUCAGUCUUGCUCUUGGUAUAAUCUGUGGCACCGUAGGAUAUGUGGGCACCAGCAUAUUUGUUAGGAAAAUCUAUUCAACUGUUAAAAUUGAUUGAAAACCUCCAUGAAGGGUGUUGUGUAAAAUUAUUAAUCUUAGUAUAAAUUUUAAUUAUGUAUUCAUUACAUAAAAAUGUGUUUGCUGCAUGGAUAUGACAAUUGUUUUUUUUUUUCUAAAUUAUUAUUAUGAAAAUAAAUGCAUACAGUAAAUUUUUGACUAAUACAUUUUGGAGACAUUCCUAGAAUAAUUGAGCCUUGUACAUUAGUGGCAAAAUUGUGUUAAGAUAAUGAAAUACAUGUCGGGUUUAUAAACAUUUUACCAGUUAAUGAAUUUUGAAUGUUUUUGGUGUUUAGAUUGAUUAAAUUGAAUAUGUUUUAUCCUUGUGUAGUUCUGAUAGUGUAAAAGCAAUAUUUAGUAAAUGAUAAGGAGUCUACAACUUUAGAGUGAGAUCAGUAUGUUUGAUGAUUACAGCAGACUGAUGUUAAUAUAUGAGCAGGUUAAAAGCAAAUAUGCUUCAGUCCAAAUUCUUGAUGUUUUAAACUAGGUAUUUUAAAUUAUAGCUUAUUAAAUGUACUAAAACAUGGUAUAGCUAGUUUUCAAAUAAAAAAAUGGUCUGAAGUAUAUUUGCUUUUACUCUUCAUUUGUGAUUUGAGCAAUUUCUUCAUAUAUAUUCUUAGUCUAUUAAUAGAUCCUAGUGAUUACUGUCUUUUUUGUUGUUUAUGUUGAUUAGAAUGUAAAUAUAUUUUUUUUAUCUCGUUUAUUUAAUUGCAUACUUCAAGUAGUUUAUAAAUUAUAUGUGAAAUGUAUUCUAAUGCAAGUAAAACAUGUUUCUAAUCUGCUUCCAGAGUAUUUUAUUCAGUGUUUAUUAAAUGGAUGUACAUUUAAGUUCAAUGCCUUUUGCGUACAAUAAUAUUAAAAUAGAUUCAAGACAGAGUUGUUGUAAAAUUUGUUUAUGCUAUAACAUAUUUCCUUUGACACCAAAUGUUUUGAGAUUUAAAAUUUGUGUAAAUAGCAUGUAGUAAAUAUAGAAUAAUGUUGACACACUUGCGCAGGUUUAACUUUUUCUUUAUAUUUGUUAUUUCUUAUAUCAAUGAGUUAGAAGAGAAUCUGUAAUUUUUUUAUGCCAUCCAUAAUUAGUUUAUUUUGUAAUGUCAUCAAUGCAAUAAAGGU
This is a messenger RNA of Papilio polytes (common Mormon), 2930 nucleotides long. It is a transcript of the gene TM9SF3, whose product is annotated as transmembrane 9 superfamily member 3. Gene Ontology annotation, cellular component: membrane. The record is from RefSeq and is a predicted model, not a curated record. Bases 91 to 1818 code for a protein of 575 amino acids. NCBI's taxonomy places the organism in Eukaryota, Metazoa, Arthropoda, Insecta, Lepidoptera, Papilionidae. The transcript has a single exon. Gene Ontology annotation, biological process: protein localization to membrane.